AUGUCAAACUAUGUUCAGGGUUUUGAAGAUGAUGAACAGUUUCAGAGUGCCAAUAACUUCUCGCAGUCCUCCAAUGGAAGCCCUGUCAUGAUUGAGAACAACCCGGAUGCAGAAGUUGUAGCCCUAUCUCCAAGGACUCUAAUGGCGACCAACAGGUACAUCUGUGAGGUGUGCCAUAAAGGAUUUCAGAGAGAUCAAAACCUCCAGCUUCACAGGAGAGGCCACAACUUGCCCUGGAAGCUAAAGCAGAGGUCAAGCACACAGGCCAAGAAGAGAGUUUAUAUUUGCCCCGAGCCGAACUGUGUGCACCACGACCCCAGUCGGGCUCUCGGCGAUUUGACUGGCAUAAAGAAGCACUACUGCAGAAAGCACGGAGAAAAGAAAUGGAAGUGCGACAAGUGCUUGAAAAGGUAUGCCGUCCAAUCAGAUUGGAAGGCGCAUACCAAAAUCUGUGGUACGAGAGAGUAUCGUUGCGAGUGCGGAACAAUUUUCUCAAGGAAAGACAGCUUCGUCACGCAUAGAGCCUUCUGCGAUGCAUCGACAGAAGAAAAUGACAGAAUGAAUCAGAACCUCACAGCUUUUGGAGGAGGAAUGUCACAAAACCAAACUCAAGAGGCCUUAAACCCCUUGCUGCCAGGCGAUUCCUCCUCAAACAUAGACUCUAUGAUGAACUUGUCCUUUAAUAAUGAGGACAUGGACACCUCGCUGAGGCCACUGGCUCUCAACUCAGCAGGGGUUGUGAUACCGACUAUUGUGGAUCCUUUCAAUAACGCGAGAGCUUCCCGAGCAUGUAUGGCCUCGAUUGGCGGAUCGAACAGCCUUGCCUCUCUCAGCAUGGCCUCUGCUUACACAUCCGCAACAGCCUUGCUUCAGAAGGCUACUGAAAUGGGUGCAAAAAUAAGUGAUAACACGAUCUCUCCGAUACUAUACAGAGGAUUUUCUGGUUACUCAGCUGGCGGCUCAGUGAACUCAUCUGGGUCAGUGCAGGAUGGAAGUUUUGUAGUUAACAACACGGAGCUGAGGCAAUGUGUCGGAAAACAUAAUGCAUUGAUGGAAGUGGAGAAUCAGAGCACCGGUCCUGUUCCACAGGUUGGAUUGGCCGACUCGGCAUUUUUUAUGCAUGACAAUAGGAAUGUUGGCAACAUACUUGGUGGAGAAUACUACACAGGAGGAGGUGAAAAAAUGACAGUUGAUUUCUUAGGGGUUGAUCCGGCUGGGCAAUCAAGGACUGGGGUUAAGAGAAGUCACGACGGCAGUAUGAUAGGGUUAGGACAAUUGACUGCACCUGAAGGCCUGCAGAAUUUGCAUCCAGAUUGGUGA
This is a messenger RNA of Syzygium oleosum, 1320 nucleotides long. RefSeq names its product protein indeterminate-domain 12-like. NCBI's taxonomy places the organism in Eukaryota, Viridiplantae, Streptophyta, Magnoliopsida, Myrtales, Myrtaceae. Bases 1 to 1320 code for a protein of 439 amino acids. Gene Ontology annotation, molecular function: DNA-binding transcription factor activity. The transcript is spliced from 3 exons. The record is from RefSeq and is a predicted model, not a curated record. Gene Ontology annotation, cellular component: nucleus.